CUCUUCUUUUGGCGAAAUCUCUCGACGAGCAGAUCGGAUCGAAUCUAUUCUCGAUAGUAAAGGAGGGAAAGGCUAUAUCUGCUGCCCACCGACUGCGUAUCUUCUCGCUUGCCUUCCCCGCUACCAUCGCCGGCCCAGUUCUUGUGCCUCUCCUUCUCUCGGUCGACUCUCUUCGUCGUUCCCAACCAUCGCGGUCGCCGAAGGCUUGUAGAGAGACAGAGGGAGAGAAUGGAGAGUGCUAACUUCUUGGUUGCUUUAAGCCUGGGUGGCCACAAGGUCCUCGGUGAACAGUUGUUAGGAAGAUGAUGGGCUACCACACAUCAAGAGAGGAAACGAUCUGUAGCCAGUUCUAUCAUCUCUCAACUUUACUGAAGUUCCUUUGAGUUUGAAAGCUCCUAUGGCACAGCCAUCAAAUCAAAAGACAGUAUCGGUGUAUUUUUAUAUUCCCAAUAUUAUUGGAUAUAUAAGAGUCAUCAUGAAUUGUGUGGCAUUUGCUCUUUGUUAUUAUCAGAAGACUCUCUUUACCAUUCUCUACUUCGUUAGCUUUUGCUGUGACGCAUUGGAUGGUUGGCUUGCUCGGAAGUUCAAUCAAGUGUCAACUUUUGGAGCUGUUUUGGAUAUGGUAACUGACAGGGUUAGCACUGCAUGUCUACUGGCUGUUCUCUCACAAUUGUAUAGGCCAGGCUUGAUUUUCCUGGCAUUGCUUGGGUUGGACAUUGCAAGUCAUUGGCUGCAAAUGUACAGUUCAUUCUUAUCUGGCAAAACUAGCCACAAGGAUGUAAAGGACUCAACUAAUUGGCUUUUCAAAUUAUACUAUGGGAACCGCAUGUUCAUGGCCUUCUGCUGUGUUGGAUCUGAGGUUCUUUACAUUAUCCUCUAUGUUCUUGCUGAUGAGAAAUAUGAAAGCUUGUUUGAGGUUUAUGCAUAUGCUUUGGGACAAAAGUCACUUCUUUCUUUACUGUUCCUUUUAGCUUCCAUUGGAUGUGCAAUUAAGCAAGUGGUGAACGUCAUCCAGAUGAAGUCUGCUGCAGAUGCUUGUGUGUAUCAUGAUAUGAAAAGAAGCACCUGAGGAUGAACUCCGAGUAACUGAUGUCAAUGGCUCCAUUUCUGCUCAAAGCAAACCUUGGCAAUCAACUUUUGACUUUUAUUUGACUUUGAAACUGUUUGGGCGUCUUAAAAAGUUAGGUCCACUUUAUUCAUAUUCAACUGAUUGGGACUUUAUCAAUAGUGUUUCAUGUCUUUGUUAUGAGAGAGUUUGGGGAGUCGUGGAACAAUCACCAUUUCAGUUUUGGCACUAAUCUAGAGCUUGAAUUUUCAGUGAUA
Musa acuminata AAA Group (dessert banana) is the source of this 1323-nucleotide messenger RNA. RefSeq names its product probable CDP-diacylglycerol--inositol 3-phosphatidyltransferase 2. Gene Ontology annotation, biological process: phosphatidylinositol biosynthetic process. The coding region runs from base 398 to 1069 and encodes 223 amino acids. Gene Ontology annotation, molecular function: CDP-diacylglycerol-inositol 3-phosphatidyltransferase activity. NCBI's taxonomy places the organism in Eukaryota, Viridiplantae, Streptophyta, Magnoliopsida, Zingiberales, Musaceae. The transcript is spliced from 12 exons. The record is from RefSeq and is a predicted model, not a curated record. Gene Ontology annotation, cellular component: membrane; Golgi apparatus.